CUGAGUCAAAAGGAACGCGAGGCAGAACGUGAAGAGGCGCGAAAGAAGCGCCGUCAAGAGAGCGAGUUCCGUCAUCUUCUACGGGCACAGCAGCCGGCAAUAGAUGCAAACUCAGAGUGGGCAACUGUUCGUACAAAAAUCGAAAAGGAAAAGGCGUUUUUGGUGAUUGAUUCUGAAGAACUGCGGACGAAGUACUUUGAAGAAUACAAACGUUCUCUGAGCGAAUCGUGUUCACAUCAUUCCAAGGAGUCUGACAGCGAUAGCGAGCCCAAGGAAAAGAGGAAGCGAAAGAAGCACUCAAGAGAGGAGAGGGACAGUGAUGAUGACAAAGGCAAGAAAUUCUAUUUUUUAUUUCUGCAGUGA
This is a messenger RNA of Cooperia oncophora, 363 nucleotides long. The record is from the annotation of a GenBank genome assembly. NCBI's taxonomy places the organism in Eukaryota, Metazoa, Nematoda, Chromadorea, Rhabditida, Trichostrongylidae.